GUGGCAUGGCCUGACCACGUUUCCUGCUGGAAUUUCGGACCACUUCGGCAAGGCGGUCACAAUGAACCUGUUGGGGCGUCCUGAAUAUUCAAUCCGCGCCAGCCCUGGUGAGGGGUCGUCCCAGUCCACGCCGGCUCGUUUGCGGACGGAUCGCAUGCGAGGGCCUUCAGCGAGUGCGGAACAGAAUCGGGGCGAUUUUUCGGCUGAGGUUACCCGCCGUGUCGCGGAGAACGUCGAGUCAGGUCGCCUACCGCCGUCUCCUUCGUGGUCGAUAGUUUCACGGACCUACCGGGAGGCGGGCGAGGCCGUGCUGGGACGUGAUGCCCGCACUUCUGGGGUUCCAGCCCUCGCUGCUCACCGUGAGACUCAGCGGACGGGGCGAAAGGAACUCAAGCAGAAGUGGGAGGAGAUUCGCUUGUGUGACGACCCCGCCAGAGAGACAACCCUUCGAACGGAACACAAGCAUAUGCGUGCUCGGGUGCAGCGUCAAGAGCGCCAAUGUAAGGCCGCCCUCAUCGAGUCUGUGUGCCAGGAGGUGGAGUAUGCCAUCGCGCAACAUGACACGGGCAAGAUGUAUCGUUCAUUACGUGAGCUCGGCGUCUGGUUGCAGGGCUUCUCUUUGAAGGAGCCAGACCCGUUUACCCCGGAGGAGGCCCGCGACCACUUCAUCAACAUCGGCGGGCAACCGAAUUCACUGCCCGACCUUCCUACUGUUGUGGACAGGUUACCCCGACGCCCUGUCGACGACGCCCUGGCUGUGCGCCCGGAGGCAGCGGAAAUCGACAACGCCAUCAGGACCAUGCGCGUGUCUGCGGGGGGAGCGGACGAGGUGACGAUUGACAUGAUCAGGCAUGGCGGGGAGCAGGCGCGGCAGUUAGUGAGAUUGCUCGUAUGGCGCAUGUGGGACCUUGAAGAUGACGUGUGGCAGGAGGAGGCGGUGUUGAAGGGUGUGAUCCAUCUCUUGUACAAGGGCAAGGGAUCGCGCAGUGAUCUCGAUAAGUACCGCGGUAUUUGUUUACUAUCUAUUGUUUCUCGAAUCCUUGCCCGUGUGCUGGCCCUUCGCUUGGCUGACUGGGCACAGCGCCGUGAUAUCUUGGUCAACGAACAGUUCGGCUUCCGCUCCUGGCGCUCUACCCGGGACGCCGCCAUGAUCACGCGGAUCGUCUUGGAGGAGUCGGCCCGACGGCUCGGCCCAGAGGUCGACGAUUACUUCGUCCUUCUCCUGGCGGACAUCAAGAAAGCGUACCCGAACACCAGCAGGCAACUAUGCUGGGCGGUUCUUGCUCGCGAGGGUAUGCCAGAGCACGUUAUCGAGCUGCUGCGCCGACUGCACUCCACGACGCUCUACACAGUUCGGACCAAGCAAGGCGACUCGUCCAACUUCAGCCUCCUCCGAGGCUUACGUGAGGGAUGCCCCACAUCGUGUGUAGUGUACAACGUGGUUCACAACGCUGCCCUCCGUGCUCUCCAGUCUCGAUUACCAGGGGUGCCCGUGCCUUACCGCAUCGAAGCCCCGCUCCCACGGCGUCCUCGCGCAGACGAUGAUGCCGUUCUGGAGUAUAUGCUUCGUAUUCUUGGCUUCGCUGACGACACGUCCGCGGGCACGUUGUUUAGCAGGGCUGCCGACGACGAAGCGCUUAUCACGGCCACUCUAGCAGAGUACGGCGAGACCACGCACCCAGACAAGUGGGAACGCCUGCGUGUGGGGCGCCACGGCGACGCAGUGCCUGACGGCUACGCCAGCUGGGCCAAGCUUCUCGGCGUGUGUUUCGACGUGGAUGGCGGCACGCGGAAGGCGCAGGUCCUGGGUUCAGCUUUCGUCACGCGUUGCAAUAAGACCUCUACCGCGGCGGCGGGACACAAUUUGAUCGACACGUACUGGUCCUGGAUCACGAAGGCGAUGGGGCACACCGACAUCCCGGAGGAGCAUUGGCCGACGGCCUGGAAGGGUGUCGCCGUUGCCCGGCCGACGAGGGGCGCCGAGUGGCGCCGCCUGAGCGAUGCCGUGUGCGCCGAGAUCGCUCGCGCUGCUGCUGGAGAUACCUGGGUGAAACGUCAUUCACAGGACAAUUCGGCGGAGGAGGUGACUGCCAUGCUGGAGAACGUGGUGCGCAAUCCCCAGAGUGGCCUGUUACGAUGUCCCAAGUGCUCGAACGAGUACCCCACCAGGAGCAUCUACGUCCACCUGCGGGGGUGCACCGGGCAGGCGGCCACCCAGCGGCAGCCGGUGCAGUGCGACCGGCGCGGCCGAUUCUUCCGCAACAUGGUGCAUCACCAGAAGGUCUGUAAGGAGCCCCGCCGUCGACUUCGAGGGAAAGGUCCCCGCGUGCGGGUUCCUACCGACCGCGUGCGCCUGCCCGGGGAGUUCAUCUCGCAGCGCCGGACCAAACAUGCCAAAAGGACGGGUCCGACAGCCGCCAAGGUGAAGCCUGCACGUCCCACGAUUGCCAAACGUCCAGCCUCGGCAGCGUCUGUGCGACGUCGCGAGCAGGGGUUCAGGUGCCCGUACUGUGAGACCAAGCAGAAGAGCCCGACGCACAGGUACGUGUGCAAGUUGGCGCCGUACGAGGUGUGGCAGGCUCAUGUCAAGACUAAGCAG
This is a messenger RNA of Prorocentrum cordatum, 2599 nucleotides long. NCBI's taxonomy places the organism in Eukaryota, Dinophyceae, Prorocentrales, Prorocentraceae. The record is from the annotation of a GenBank genome assembly.